Molecule: messenger RNA, 2040 nt
Organism: Diachasmimorpha longicaudata
Lineage: Eukaryota; Metazoa; Arthropoda; Insecta; Hymenoptera; Braconidae
Gene: Fadd
Product: fas-associated death domain protein
Exons: 4
Coding region: 564-1676 (370 amino acids)
Biological process (GO): signal transduction
Molecular function (GO): protein binding
Source: RefSeq, a predicted model, not a curated record
CGAUCGGUCAUGGAAAGCCCGAAAAAAACGUGAAGUACAAUGGAAUUAUCAAAAAAGUUAUACACUUUUACAAUUUCAUGUGGAUCAUGUUAGAGAUAGACUACUUGCAAAAAUUAUAGGGGAGAUUGGUAACUAUUAUGGGAGCGGUUUCAACCGCAAUAUUUUGUAGCGGUGGUGCAUGAAUUACAAUGGUGAACGUAUCCGUCGGUAAGACAGUGGGCUGGUCACCUGCGAGAACUUGUUCCCUGGGGUCUGUCAUCUUUGUAUCACAAUUCACGACAGACACAAUGAGAAUCCAGACAAAAAUGAGAGAUCAUCAGAAUAAUCAAAUCACAUGACAAAGCUUCACUGGCGCAUAUACUCUACAACGGUUACCGUAAGAACCUGUGACAAUAGUAAUAUCAUCCCCGUCUGUUAUCACUUACUCGUCUGCAUCGGAAUUCUGAUAAUAUCUCAUUACGAGUGUGUGAAUGACAAGGAAAGCCAUUGGCUGAGCCGACAGGGGAUUCCCAUAACAAAUUUCACUGGUCCUCGAAGGUCGAGGAAGUGAGGAAGCAACGAGUAUGACGCGAGAUAUGGAACCAGACCUGAUACAUCAAAAUUUUCUAUCAAGACAAUCUAAAUUCACCGAGUUGAUACAAUAUUUCGUUGAGAUUUCGGCCCCACAUGUGACCGGAGAAGUUCUAGAAAUGAUCAAAGAGUAUUAUUCCGGAGUAAUCGAUUCAAAACGUGACCGAGCUCGUGUUAAGGACAUCGCAGGACUCCUGCGAAUCUUGGAGAAACGUGAUGUUCUCAGAUACGAUUCUAUAGAGCCACUGAAACAAAUUGCUAUCCAGUGCAUCAGAGACACAAUUUUAAUACAAAGGUUAGAUUGCUACGAAGCUGAAAUCAAGAACGAACGACCAUUGCUACCGAUCAAUCAUUACAAAUACAGUGGUGAGUAUUUAGUGAGUACAAGUGUCACAGAAUGUCUGUUAAGUGAUAGAGAUUAUGGUGAACGAAAUGAUGAUCAUGAAAUUUUCAAUCUUCGAGUCGAAGAGGCACAGGGUUUUGAUGUUAAUGAAGAACAGUUAUCAACCCAUAGCAGUGUUCCAGAGAACAGAUGCUCUGGAUCAAAAUGCUUUUGUCAUUCACAUCACUCACAUUAUUUUUUAUUCAUGAAGAGUAGUCGAUGGAGGGAACGAUUUUCCCUGAUUACGGUCUUGCCGUUGUUUAUAUUAAUUAUUAUGGGGGCAAUUUAUAUACAAUAUCCUUAUCGUCAAUCGUCAGCAGUUUGGGGAUCCAGCCAGGGUUCCUCAAGCCAGUCACAUGCUGUGAAUUUCUAUCCUAAUGAAACACCACUGCCUGUUUUUCCCUAUACGGCACUUUCUCCACCAACAUCUGGUCGACCAAUCUCAGCCGUUCAAGAGCAAGUGUUCCAGAGACUCAGCGAAAACCUUGGAAAGUACUGGAGAGACGUGGCCAGAUUUCUGAAUGUCAAAGAGUACGAAAUUGAUGCGAUUGACGAGAAAACUCAUUUAAGCCCUAAAGAAAGAGCCUACGAGGCCCUUCUGAUAUUCAUAUCCAGAUGUAACUACAACUGGAAAGUGAAAAUACAACAAGCACUGGAGAAAGCACGACGGAAAGACUUGGCUGAGAUGAUAAAUGAAAUUAUGCUGUCUGAUAAUGUGCAGUAAUAUUUUUUUUCUCAAUAAAGACGCGAAUUUUUCAUAUAAAUCAUGUAUUAUUAUUAAAUUGAAAAUUACAAGAAAUAUUCUAGCGAUAAAUUGAAUGCGUGCAUUUUUUAAAAUGAAAAUUCGAGUAAACGUACAUAUAAUCGUAGAAUUAACUAUUCAGGGGCUUUACAUUGUCUAUGGCUUAGAAACAAACUUUGCAACACAGAAAUACAACAACCCGCACGUAUUUCCCGUAAACCUAAUAAAUCUAAGUAUGAUACAAUGUUACCCCUCUGAGUUAUUUAUCCAUUUUGUAUUUAAUCAGUUAAUACUUCCUCUAAAUAAAUGUACGGUCACUCGUCUUAGCCAAGAUCAUUGAAUUACA